This is a messenger RNA of Pristis pectinata (smalltooth sawfish), 3193 nucleotides long. RefSeq names its product cytosolic iron-sulfur assembly component 2A (gene ciao2a). The transcript has 6 exons. NCBI's taxonomy places the organism in Eukaryota, Metazoa, Chordata, Chondrichthyes, Rhinopristiformes, Pristidae. The coding region runs from base 189 to 674 and encodes 161 amino acids. The record is from RefSeq and is a predicted model, not a curated record.
GCGGCGUCCAGCAGCACCUCCAGGACGCUGGGCCCCGGCUCCAUGGUCACUCCCAGCCCCAGGCCUCGACUGUUUACCUCAGGCCGCGGACUCCCCCCCCGGCGCCACUGCCGUCGCAACCCAACCCGAGGGCUGGCAGACCCGGAAGUUCAGCAGUGCUGCGGCUGCUGCAGCGUAAUGGCUGAAGGAUGGAGCUAGUGUCUGGGCUUGCGUCCUAUGCCCUGGCCAAGUUCCUCUUUCUUUCACGGCUAUCAGUUAAAGAAGAUGCGGAAAAAAUCAGAAAGAUGGAAGAGAAAACGCUAGAAGUCUAUGACAUUAUUCGUACAAUUCGUGAUCCAGAAAAGCCAAACACCCUGGAAGAGUUGGACGUGGUCACUGAAGAAUGUAUAGAUGUGAAGUUACUAACUGAUGAUGAAUAUCUCAUCAUUAUUCGAUUCACACCAACAGUUCCUCACUGCUCUCUAGCCACUCUGAUUGGUCUCUGUCUACGAGUCAAGUUGCAACGAUGCUUACCUUUCAAACACAAGUUGGAAAUCUACAUCUCUGAAGGGUCGCACACCACUGAGGAAGAUAUUAACAAGCAGAUCAAUGAUAAGGAGCGAGUGGCGGCAGCAAUGGAGAACCCAAAUUUGCGGGAGAUCGUGGAGCAGUGUGUUAUAGAGCCCGACGACUAACUGCUGGAGAAGGGACUCUGGUUGGUAGCCUGCAGUUCACCAGGUCUACCAGUAUAAGGAAAGCCUGCAGGGGGCACCUCUCCUUGUGCAAUGAACUUUAAUGCGCUGGCAAUCAUUUAUGGAAACACUUCACUUUUGUUGUAUAUUCGUGUCAUUUGAUGAGAUUUGUGUUAUUUCUAUCAUUGAGAAAUUCACUCAGAAUGUGUUUUUGAUAUAUCUUGACAGGACUUGAAGCAUGAAAAAUAACCAGGAGUGCUUCAGACUAUUACUCUGACAACAUUGCAUUACUGUUCAAUCAUUAAAACAAAAUUUUUUAAGAACAAUGUAAGAGAACACUGAAGAACUGUGGCUACUGAUCCCAAUUGUGGUGAUCCCAGCCUGUGGGAGAGGGAAAGUAUCCCACCAUACCCAGUCUAUAGUUUUAUGUCCGUCUCAGACACUCCUGACAAGGCUGCCUGGAGUUAAAGAAAAAAAUAAAACACUGGAAGUAUUUGGCAGGUUAGGCAGCAUCUGUGAAUAAAGGAAUAGAGUUGGGGGUUUCCAAGUUGCUGACCUUUCAUCAGACCCUGCCAAGUGUUCCAGCAUCCUGAUCUCAGAUUUUCAGAUCUGCAGUAUUUUGUUUUUGUAGGUUCUAGAGGUGAUGUGAAAUUAUUCCAUACAAAUUUCAUCCCUCUAUAUGGGGUUUGAUUCCCUGGGACCAGGCCAUAUACCAGAUGUAUCGGAUCACAAUGAAUUAUGAAGCAGUCCCAAGUGGGCUAGCUGGGAAUUUGCUACCAGACUGUGUGCUCUUGAUCUUUCCCCUCAUUCUAGUUCAGUAUUUUUCAGGGUCUCCAAAGUGUGAGGGGAGCAGCCAGCAAUUGACAAGGAAAUAGUUAAUUUCACAACCUGUAACAAUGCAGAGAGUGACUACCAAUAGAAUAAAUGUAAAGCUUGAAACCAAGCAUCAUUUUGCAUCUCGAAGCCCACAUGUAGUCCUUCCAACACAGGACUGGCCUUUUGGCACAUUGAUGCUGACACUUGUAGGGAGUGUUUCCACAGGUACUGGCAGCUUCUGUCCAUGUAGUAAGUCUAAGCAAUGAGCAUUGGUAGGAUGACACCAGGGCCAAGCUCAGGCCUGUUUACAGGCCUCACUGGAUGGCAAUCAACAGCAGGGACAGGAUUUUACCUCUUAAUGUAGGGGCAAGAACACCAAUGGUUUCCUUCCCCCCCCCCCCCCCCCAUUGAUAUCCUGCCUGUGAGAUGAUGGUACCACAAAGCAUAGAAGGGGGGGGUGGAGGAGAAAAGAGCUGCCAAGACAGGCUCCUACUGAUAGAGUUACAAGGCUCCUCUCCACCAGGCCAGCCUGCAGGCUGUGUUUAUGUCAUCACCCAGUAGUGUAACAGAACUUUGUCCCCCUCCCCCUUUUGCUUCAGCCUUUGUCACUGGUCAGUAGAUGAAGCCUCAGCACAGAAUUGUACCCUCAAACAUGUCUGGUGUCCCCUUAAAUAUCUGUUUGGUAUAGGUUUAUUAUUGUCACUUGUACUGCAGUACAAUGGAAAAACUUCUCUUGCAUACUGUUUGUACAGAUCAAUUCAUUGCACAGUGCAGAUGCAUUGAGUUAGUACAGAGUGCAUUGAAGUAGUACAGGUAAAAACAAUAACAGUUAUUAUUGGGGGUUUGUCUCCACCACCCCUUGUGGUGAAUUGGUUUAUUAUUGUCACAAGUACUGAGGUACAGUGAAUAAUGUGUUUUGCAUGCCAGCCAUACAGGUCAUUUCCAUCACAACAGUCCAUUGAGGUAGUACAAGGGAAAACAACAGAGUACAGAAUGAAGUGUUACAGAUCCACAGGCAGACAAUAAGGUGCAAGCCCAUGACAAGGUCGAUCAUGAGGUCAAGAGUCCAUUUUAAUCAUACUAAAGGACCAUUCAAUAAUCUCAUAACAGCAGGAUAGACGUUGUCCUUGAGCCUGUUGCGAGUUGCAUGGUUUUGCCACUGAAGUUUUGAAUAGUUUACUGGUUGGGGGUGGGGUUUCUAAUAAUUUGGGGUUAAGGAUUCAUUACACCGAGCCGUGGUUUUAAAGCCAUUGUGCAAAGGCCUGAAGGUCACAACACAUCUACAGUGUGUUUGGAUGAGUAAUUUGAACUAGCACGACAAUGCCACACAACAAAUCCAGAACACUCCUGCACCUUUUGCAUGUUUGUUGCCCCUUGGCCGGUCAGGGCUGUGACCUUAGACGUGUAACCCUGGAGACGGAUUAUUUUAGAGAAGGUAUCACUGAUAACAAAAGCAGAUGAUCUGGAGCAUUUUAUGUUUGAUAUAAUCAACUCUCCAGUGUCUACACAGUGCAGGUUAGAGUCAGCACCCUGAUGUUACAUGCAUGAAUUCAAAAUACUGCAGAUGCUGAAAAUCUGAAAUUUAAAGAAAACAAAAUGCUCAGCAGUAUCUGUGGAGAUUGAAAUAGAUGUUUCAUCAGAACUGUUGUAUAUAUGCAAUUCCUGUACUGUGAUUUAGGAAAAAUAAAAGUGAUCUUUGUAGUGCA